UCUUUAUCUUCGUUCAAGUAAAAAGUUAAGUUGAGUUGUACCUCCUUUGAUGUAAGUGGCCCUACUUUCAGUUUGGAUGUUUUCUUGAAAACGUGCAUCAAAUAAGUUAGAAAUGGUGCGGUAUAAGUGCAGAUACAUUCUCUGCAAGGUGAUUUUUACUGGCAAUAGAAAGACAUGUAAAAUCAAUGAAAACGAUAUUUAUACUAAAGUUAAAAAUGAAAUCGGUGCAUUACAUGGUGACUAUGCUUUAGCUGCAUUGAGGAAUGUACCAAGUUUUGGAGUGCGAUACAUUGAUGGGAACACUGGUGUGGUACUGAUCAGAUGCCAGAGAGAUUUGUUAAAGAUUGUACAGUCUGCUAUCACAUAUGUUAAGAAGAUAAAUACAGAAGAUGCUUUCCUACAGACCAUACAUGUUGGAGGAACAAUAAGAUCGUGUCUGAAGUUUUUGAUCAGGUAUCAUAGAUCUCGUCUACCUCAACUUUUGAUGGAAUGUAAAACUGAAGAUGAAAAGAAAAAAGUUCAAGCAGCAAUAGUUGAAAGUUGCAAGACAAGUACACGAGUAAUGUGUACUUGGGAGAGAAGAGAAAAAUCAGACACACCAAGAUAAAACACCAGUAAUAAAACACUAGUGAUAAAACACCAGUGAUAAAAACCAGUGAUAAAAAGCAGUGAUAAAAAGCAGUGAUAAACAUCAUGAUAAAACACUAAUGAUGAAACACCAGUAACAGAGCAUCAUGAUAAAAACGUUAAAACAUACCAAAUAAAACAUGUUGUUACAAUGUUUUCAAAAAAGGCAAAGGAAAAAAACAGUAAAAAGACCCGGUAUUGAAUGAGAGUUCCAAGUGAGUCCAGGUAGUUAGGUGGAGUUUAGUGAUCAGUUAGGCUUAAAACUAAAACAAAACUUACAAGAUGCACAACUACAGUUAUUAAACAUUUUGAUUUCCAGUCAUGCAUGUCAAUCAAUUAGAUAAUGCUAACUGAUUUUUGUUGAUAGGUUUAUAUUACAGUGAGUAUAGAUUGUAAAGUAUUUUCAUAACUGAGAUGAUGGCCUAUUUCUAUAGGGAGAUUGUGAUUUGAAGUUCUGAAUUUGCAAAACAUAUCUUUGAAUAUUAUUGUCCAGCCUAUAACUUUGUCAUCAUCUAUCAAGAGAUUUUGAAAUAACUUAGUACAAAUGUUUGGCAUGAUGAGAAAGUGUCGCACAUGAAGAGAUUUUGAAGUCAGAAAAAGUGUUUAGUAUCUGUCCUGUUGUUACAUCUUUAUUCAUAUUAUUUGAUGUCCUAACAUAUAUAGCGGGAGUGUCUGUGUCUUUCACACAUAUUUCUAGUUUCCUCCUGUUUUUUAAGAAUUCAACAAUAAAAUCACCACUUGUGCUCUGGGUAAAACCCUUAUUCUAAGAUUAUUCUGACUCCUGCAAAUUGAUGAAAUGAUUCAGCAUGACUAUCUAGGAGGACAAAUCUCCUUUUUUAUUAUACCCCCCGCACAACAAAGUUGUAAGGGGGGUAUACUGGAAUCAGAUUGUCCGUCUGGCCGUCCGGCGUCUGUCGGUUUUUUCUUGUCCGCCGAAUAACUAAAGAUUCCUUUGACCCACAGUCUUCAUAUUUGGCAUGGAGGUUAGUCAUGAUUAGUAGAUGACCCCUAUUGAUUUUGAGGUCACCAGGUCAAAGGUCAAGGUCACAGGGGCCUUGACUUCAAAAAGCUUGUCCGCCCAAUAACUUAAGAUUCCUUUGACCCACAGUCUUCAUAUUUGGCAUGGAGUUUAGUCGUGAUUAGUAGAUGAC
Molecule: messenger RNA, 1778 nt
Organism: Ruditapes philippinarum (Manila clam)
Lineage: Eukaryota; Metazoa; Mollusca; Bivalvia; Venerida; Veneridae
Product: ribonuclease P/MRP protein subunit POP5-like
Exons: 5
Coding region: 113-607 (164 amino acids)
Biological process (GO): tRNA 5'-leader removal
Cellular component (GO): ribonuclease P complex
Molecular function (GO): ribonuclease P RNA binding
Source: RefSeq, a predicted model, not a curated record